This is a messenger RNA of Pelagomonas calceolata, 318 nucleotides long. The record is from the annotation of a GenBank genome assembly. Lineage: Eukaryota; Pelagophyceae; Pelagomonadales; Pelagomonadaceae.
AUGCUGCCUCUCGGCCAGCGAGGCGAAGCGGAUUGCAAGGCGGUGAUGUGUGAGAUUCGCACGCAGGAAGCCGACUUCGUCCGUCACCGCACCAAGGUUAACAACCCCGGGUGGUCCAAGACGUUCUACGAAGUGACGGCGAGCUACCUGGAAUUCUUCGACGCAAAGGCCGAGGCGGGGGAGGCAAUUCCUGGGGGCGACGAUUUCGCGCGCCGCAUGCUGCGUCUCCACAAGCUGACGAUGUCCCUGACCCGGGACGACGGGUCCGACAAAUGGGUCGAGGCGAGUCCUAUUGAGGAUCUAGAAGAGUCCGCGUAA